Molecule: messenger RNA, 2871 nt
Organism: Dissoconium aciculare CBS 342.82
Lineage: Eukaryota; Fungi; Ascomycota; Dothideomycetes; Mycosphaerellales; Dissoconiaceae
Product: P-loop containing nucleoside triphosphate hydrolase protein
Exons: 5
Coding region: 227-2758 (843 amino acids)
Biological process (GO): translational elongation
Cellular component (GO): ribonucleoprotein complex; cytosol
Molecular function (GO): translation elongation factor activity; GTP binding; GTPase activity
Source: RefSeq, a predicted model, not a curated record
UCGGACAGACGCACUCGCACUACUCCACCAUAUCAUUUUCUCUGCCACUUCCAUUCUGCUGCCACCUCUUUCUCUUUUUUGCACCCUCCACAGCCGCCAAUUAAUUGUCGCUUACGGCCUGUUACUUGCAGAGGUCGUCCGUGCCAGUGAGCACUUCACACACGCGGGGCAUUCAAGUCCCUCCACAAAACCUUCCGAAGAAAUCACAUCGUAAAAUACCGCCAAGAUGGUCAACUUCACCGUCGAGGAGAUCCGUGCUCUCAUGGACAACCCGGUCAACAUCCGUAACAUGUCCGUCAUUGCCCACGUCGACCACGGAAAGUCCACCUUGACCGACUCUCUCGUCCAGCGAGCUGGUAUUAUCUCAGCCAAGAACGCCGGUUCCGCUCGUUUCACAGACACACGUCCUGAUGAGCAAGAACGAGGUGUCACCAUCAAGUCUACCGCCAUCUCCCUUUUCGGUCAGCUUCCUGACGCAGAGGAUCUCAAGGACAUCCCGGUCAAGACCGAGAAGAACGAGUUCUUGAUCAACUUGAUUGACUCGCCUGGUCACGUUGACUUCUCGUCCGAGGUUACUGCCGCUCUCCGUGUCACCGACGGUGCCCUUGUUGUCGUUGACACGAUCGAAGGUGUCUGUGUGCAGACCGAGACUGUCCUUCGUCAGGCCCUCGGUGAGCGUAUUAAGCCUGUUGUCAUCAUCAACAAGGUCGACCGUGCGCUUCUUGAGCUUCAAUUGUCCAAGGAGGAUCUCUUCCAGAACUUUGCCCGUGUCAUUGAGUCCGUCAAUGUCGUCAUCUCCACCUACUUCGACAAGACUCUCGGAGAUUGCCAGGUUUACCCCGAGAAGGGUACCAUUGCUUUCGGUUCUGGUCUUCACGGCUGGGCUUUCACCGUCCGUCAGUUCGCCACUAGAUACUCGAAGAAGUUCGGUGUCGACAAGAACAAGAUGAUGGAGAGACUUUGGGGCGAAUCAUACUUCAACCCUCACACCAAGAAGUGGACCAAGGUUUCCACCCACGAGGGCAAGCCACUCGAGCGUGCUUUCAACCAGUUCUGCUUGGACCCCAUCUUCCGUAUCUUUGACAGCGUCAUGAACUUCAAGAAGGAUGCCGUUGAGACCCUCCUCACCAAGCUUGAGAUCAAGCUUGCCUCUGACGAGAAGGAUCUCGAGGGUAAGCAGCUUCUUAAGGUUGUCAUGCGCAAGUUCUUGCCAGCUGCCGAUGCACUUCUUGAGAUGAUGGUUCUUCACUUGCCAUCACCCGCCACCGCACAGAAGUACCGUAUGGAGACUCUCUACGAGGGUCCUCCGGACGACGAGUCCGCCAUUGCCAUCCGCGAUUGUGAUGCCAAGGGACCUCUCAUGCUUUACGUUUCCAAGAUGGUGCCCACCUCCGACAAGGGUCGUUUCUACGCUUUCGGUCGUGUCUUCGCUGGUACCGCUCGUUCUGGUCUCAAGGUCCGCAUUCAGGGCCCCAACUACGUUCCCGGCAAGAAGGAAGACAUGUUCCUCAAGUCGAUCCAGCGUACCAUCCUCAUGAUGGGUCGUUACACCGAGCCUAUCGAGGAUGUCCCCGCUGGUAACAUUCUUGGCCUUGUCGGUAUCGACCAGUUCUUGCUCAAGUCUGGUACCCUCACCACCUCCGAGACUUCUCACAACUUGAAGGUCAUGAAGUUCUCCGUUUCGCCCGUCGUGCAGCGAUCCGUUGAGGUCAAGAACGCCAACGACUUGCCCAAGCUUGUCGAAGGUCUCAAGCGUCUGUCCAAGUCGGAUCCUUGUGUCUUGACCUACAUCUCCGAGUCCGGUGAGCACGUCGUUGCUGGUGCCGGUGAGCUUCAUCUCGAAAUUUGCUUGAAGGAUCUCGAGGAGGACCACGCUGGUGUACCUCUCCGCAUCUCUGACCCCGUCGUUCAAUAUCGUGAGACCGUCUCUGCCGACUCAAGGAUUACUGCGCUGUCCAAGUCGCCCAACAAGCACAACCGUCUGUACGUCAUUGCCAGCCCACUUGCCGAGGAGGUCUCCAAGGACAUUGAGUCUGGCAAGAUCGGUCCACGUGACGAUUUCAAGGCCCGUGCCCGUAUCCUUGCCGACGACCACGGCUGGGAUGUCACUGAUGCCCGUAAGAUUUGGUGCUUCGGUCCUGACACCAACGGUGCCAACUUGCUCGUUGACCAGACCAAGGCCGUGCAGUACCUCAGUGAAAUCAAGGAUUCCGUCGUCUCUGGUUUCCAGUGGGCGACCAAGGAAGGUCCGGUUGCUGAAGAGCCCAUGCGCAACGUCCGCUUCAACAUCAUGGAUGUCACCCUCCACGCUGAUGCCAUUCACCGUGGUGGUGGACAGAUCAUUCCCACCGCGCGUCGUGUUCUCUACGCUUCCGCCCUUCUUGCUGACCCCGGUCUCCUUGAGCCCGUUUUCUUGGUCGAGAUUCAAGUUCCGGAACAAGCUAUGGGUGGUAUCUAUGGUGUGCUCACUCGACGAAGAGGUCACGUUUUCGAGGAGGCCCAGCGCCCUGGUACUCCUUUAUUCAACAUCAAGGCUUACCUGCCCGUCAACGAGUCUUUCGGUUUCAAUGCUGAUCUCCGCCAGGCCACUGGUGGCCAGGCCUUCCCUCAAUCAGUGUUCGACCACUGGCAGAUUCUCACCGGCGGUAGCGUGCUCGACAAGACCACUCUGUCGGGUAAGAUCGUCGAGGACAUGCGGAAGCGCAAGGGUCUCAAGCCUGACGUUCCGGGCUACGAGAACUACUACGACAAGCUGUAAAUAGUUUACCUUUUCGAUUUCAAUGUUAAUUGGUACGGCCUUUGGGGAAUUAUGAAUCGGUCUGGACGCGAGGAUGACUGUCAAGCCAGCCGUGGGACGGAAAAGCUAGAUGC